Panonychus citri (citrus red mite) is the source of this 2995-nucleotide messenger RNA. RefSeq lists its product as uncharacterized. The transcript has 2 exons. The record is from RefSeq and is a predicted model, not a curated record. Bases 23 to 2281 code for a protein of 752 amino acids. Gene Ontology annotation, molecular function: nucleic acid binding. NCBI's taxonomy places the organism in Eukaryota, Metazoa, Arthropoda, Arachnida, Trombidiformes, Tetranychidae.
UCCUAAUUUCAUCUAUGAAAAAAUGAAACGAUAUCCAGCGAAAUUACCACCGAAAGAAGAGGAACGACCGUCAUAUUUAAGAAUUGAAUUCUUCAAGAAAGCUCGUGAAGAGAUUGAUCAACAACUCGUUAAAUAUGAAAUGGACAAAAAUCUUUAUGUUGAAUUCAUAAAGGAAAAGAUGAAGCUCAAUGUAAUUGAAGAUAUUGGGUUAAUCUCAUUCGAUCAGUUACCAAAAGGGUUAAUCAAAUCAAGAGUAAUUCAUGCUGAUUUACUUUCCAAAGUAAAGAAAAUUUCCUGUCUAUUUUGUGAACAAAUUGCAAUCGAUCCAAGAUGUUGUUCAUCAUGUACAAAAAUCUAUUGUACUCCAUGUGCUGAAUGGUUAAGACAAGGAAUUACUCAAGUUAAUCUACCUCCACCUAAAGAACGAACUGAAUUCUUAUGUGUUAAUGAGAAUUGUUUGAUUAAAGCCUCAACAUCAAAUUCAUAUGUUAAAUUGGUGCCAAUUGGAGAUGAAGAAAUCAUUCAUUUCUAUCAAGAUGCUAAGUUUACCUGUAAUCGUGAUUGGUGUAAGUUAAGCUUUGAUUAUAUUAAUUAUGUUAAUCACAUUUUCACCUGUCGACGUGGACCAAUCGAUUACUCAAUGGACAAAGAUUUAAAAUUGCCAAAUUUUAAACAAGGUCAAGUAUGUGCGAAAGUUUUGGAAAAGCCUAGAACCUUAGCUGGUCUAUUACCUCCGCAUUUAAAAGCGAAAGAUGAAAUAGAGGUCAUUUCACAUGAAGAAAAAUGGCAACAAACAGCUAAUCGAUUUGCGUUUCUACUCAAGAUGAGAGAUGAAAAUCCUGAUGAUCCUCAUCUUCAACCGAUAUCAUUGAGAGCUCAUGCUAAUUUGUCCCUUAAUUGGUGGAACAAUUGGAAAAUUGGUAAAGAUUCAAGAACUCCAUUGUCAGAAACGGAAGCUUUUCUAAGAGAAAUUGGUUUCCCUUCAAUCGAUAAUAAUCCUUAUUACCCCGGAGCUGCUGAUUUUCCCACCGUGCAAAGUUCUGUUAUUCCUGAGUAUCUUAUCAAAGAUUCAGUUAAUUGGAGAAAAUGGGCUCGUGGUAUUACCGAUUUUGAUGCUGAAUCGAUCAAUUCAGAUUCAAGUUCAGUCGUAAUGUAUUCUGCUUUUGUUGAAGACCCUGAAUCUCCGUUCAUCAGAGUCAAUCCUUUUGAUAGAUUAGCUCCAGCUGAAGUAGAUCAUGUUUUAGAAUGGUUAGAACAAUUUCCUUCUUGUGUUAAUAAGAAUCAACCAUUGGAUGUACCUAAAACAACUACUAAUCAAAAGAAAGUCUAUGCGAGAAAUGUUCGACGAAAGAUCAUCAAAUCGUCAUGGGACAAUAGACCGAAAGCCGUCUUACCAAUGAUGACUCAAGAAAGAGUUAAACUAUUUGCCCUAGCAAGUGAGUCAUUGGAAAAUAAAGAAACCUCUUAUUGCCUAUCAAUGUUUUGUGCUCCAAUAAGAGAAGGUGAUAAACUAAAACCAAGACCAAUUUGGGUAACAAUUGUAGAUGGAAAUCUAAGUGUGGUCUACGAAACUUUUGUUCGUUACUCAUCAAUCGAAUUAAGUGAUGAAAAUUACAAUGGUUUGACUCGACAAGACCUGAAGUAUGGUCGUAACCUCCGAACAGUACGAGACCAAGUUAUCAAAUAUCUCGUUUGUGCAACUCGAAUCGUUGGUUAUGGAAUAAUUAAUCAAUUUAAAAAUAUUGGCCUUACUUCUCAUGAGAUCAAUCAACUAUUACCCUCAUGUCGAGAGAUAAAUCAAUUUUACUCUCCGUAUUAUCAAUCAGCUUUAAAUUUACAAGCCAUUGCUUUUCUCUGGUUCCCUGGUUACGUUAUACCUAUUGAACCUCAUUCACCUGUAGUGGAAGCUAUUACAGCUAUGAGAUUAUUCAUUUUCCUAUGGAAGGACAUUGAAGAAAUCGCCCUGACUCUUGGUGGAAUUCACCAUAAAAAUGCUCAAUUAACCUGUGCUAAUACUAUUACAAGUUCUCUCUUGUAUUAUUUUGACUCCCAAGUUAAAGCAGGAAAAUUCUCAUGGCCAGAGGAAUGGAAACAAAAUCCAAGAAUGAAAUUAAUCCCUUACUACAAUACGGAAAAUUGUGUACCACCGGACAUGUCAAUGGUCAAUCAAUUAUUAUCAUCAUGGGCCAAGGAAUUGAAUGAAUAUGACGAAAGAGAAAAUUUAGGAAAUGGUUCUUCCCAAAGAAUCAAGCAAAUCAAAUCAAAAGAGGAUUCUGAUUAAUCUCCGUAAUCAAAAGAGAGUGUCUUAAUCAAGUGCGAGGGGUGUGAAGGGUAAAAUUUGACUCUCUCAUGAUUAACUUCAAUUAAUCAAAAUUGUCAAGAGAAUUUAAAUUGGAACCAAUAGGAUUGCAAUUUAAACAAAGUCCCCAAAGAUUUUCCCUCUUUCUUUUCUUUGUUCUCUUUCUUCAUUUUCUAUUUUCAUUUUUUGUUCUUUUCUAAAAUGUAAUUUUUUAGAUUAGUUUGGCUUAAAUUAGCCACAUAUUUUCUUAAUUAUGUCCCAAGUGAAUUAAUUUUGUUUUCUAAAUGUAACCAGUAAUGUGUUGUUCCAACAACAAUUACAUUCUUUAAGAUGUUUCCUUUUCCGUUCUAAUUCACAUAAAUAGUGAACCCAAAAAAUGUAACAAUUAGAGUUAGUUUCAUCUUCAACUUGUUCAAAUAUAAAAGUGUCUCAGUUUUUCUUGUUCCCUGAAAUUCUGUCUUGUUAAUUACUCUAGUAAUUCAUUGUGAUUAGUGUUGUGAGUCUGAUUUAGCCUUAGUGACAUAAUCAACAAACGACUAUCCAAGAUACGAAUCGAAAUCAGGUCGUCCUGAUGAUUUAUGUCGCCAUGUUUGGAGCUUUAUUUUACUCAUCUCGAGGCGGCGGCGGUUCGAUUGGUUUGAACGAAGCUCGAAAUCAGCGAUCAGAAAAUGACGAAAGUGAAAAUGUCGAUGAAUC